This is a messenger RNA of Contarinia nasturtii (swede midge), 1240 nucleotides long. RefSeq lists its product as uncharacterized. The record is from RefSeq and is a predicted model, not a curated record. The coding region runs from base 298 to 1191 and encodes 297 amino acids. Lineage: Eukaryota; Metazoa; Arthropoda; Insecta; Diptera; Cecidomyiidae. The transcript has 3 exons.
AAAAUACAUUUUUCCUAAUCGUCACUUGUUCGAUUUUCAUUCCCAAUAAAUACAUUCGUCUCUGCCACAGCUAGUUCAUUUAAGCAAGUCAUAUACAUAAGUGUAAUACAACUCAGACGAUUCAAAAUUGUCACCACCUAAUAACGACAUCAACGACUCAAUUGCUUUUUUUCUGUGUUAAGUUUCAUUAUUUCUAUCAUCAUUUCAGCGGAUAAAGCAGUCCUUUUUUCCAAUUUGUAUUUUUCAAUUGGCGUGGCUCAAGCCUUAGAAAACUAACUAGCUAUUUUCACUGAAAUAAUGAAGCUGUUAAUAUUAUUGGUCUUUUUGUCAUUGGCAAUAUUUGAUCAGUUUCAACUUGUUAGUGGUGACAAAUACGACUUAGACAAACCGGCUUUCACCACAAUAUUGACUGAAUUUGAUGCCAAAGCAAAAAAAGCAGAUAAAAAGUGUAACUUAAAAGAACGUUUGGAACCAUUGUUUGCACUUCCCAGAAAUCUCAUACCCGAUGAUUCAGGUGAAACUGAUUUCCUUGGGAAAAAGAUGGCUUUCAGUUAUUUGCCAAAUCUGGAUUUUGAAAUAGGGCAUCUCUUCGAUGGUAAAAUAAUAAACGGUGUUAUGCAGCUAAUAAAAGAUCAACUAACUCGUCUCUCUAACGAACGCCAGGAAGUACGCAAUUUUUAUCAUUUUAUUUUUGAUGGCAUUUUUGUCGAGCCAUUAAUCUUUCAAAUUGCACGAUUUUACGAUGCAUGCGAAAAGUUUGAUGGCAAACGCAUUAAUAAGGCUCACUUGGCUAAAGUUCAAAAUGAAUUAAGUGGGAUGCAAACAUUUUACAAUGAAAAAGUUCAAAUAAUAACUGAAAACAUGAGAGUGGCAAAUCAAAGAAGAAGUGAAUACAUAGCUGAAGUCGAACAAAUCAGACAGCAAUUGAAAGAGUUCACAAAAUCAACAAAGGAAAUUCGAGAAUCGGCAAAGAGUGUAUAUGAUGCGGAUCACUUGCAGACUUUAGCAAAUAUUCUGAAUAACUUGAGAGAAAAACAGGGACAAUUAAAGAUGGCUCUGUGUGAUGUUGCAUCGGCUGUGAAUAUGUAUAAAUUCAAACGACUCUUAUGGACACAAACAGUGAUGGGUGUUCAAUUCUUCUUGCAAACACAAAAAAAAUCAUCAAUAUUUGGACAAUGCUUGGGAAUAUAAUUAUUUAAAUAAAACUUUCAAUGUCAUUGUGGUGUAAAAACAUUUUGAU